CUGCAUCAUCUACGUAAACGUCAAUGUCAGUGUUGUUCCCUGUGUGCCCUGGAAGCAAGAAAUGAUAAAGGCCCAAGCUAAGUAUCAUUGACUCAGUUAUUCCAGUUCAUUAAACUAUGUCUCAUGAUGACUUAAGACCCUUAGUGUCCGGAGACUAUGAUCUAUACGGAGACGAGGAGCAAAAAUUUGGGAUCCUCGGGGAUUCAGCCUCCGUUCUAGUGACCGCCAAAGCUUCCGAUGGUGCUUCCAGGGCAUUGGAUAAGGUUUCAGUUAGGAGACAGAUCUGGGCUACAUUGGGCUUCUGUUUGGGUGGAUUUGCUAUGGGAAACACGUUGGGUUGGUCUUCAACCGCUCUUCCGGAGUUGGAAUCCUCGACCAGUCCCAUUCUGGUCAGUCAGAGUGAUGGAGCUUUCAUUGGGGCGUUGGUUUGUCUGGGAGCGUUGUUCCAAGGACCCACGACCGGUUAUCUGAUGGUUCGUUUUGGACGCAGGGCCACAAUGAUCCUGAAUUGUGUGCCACUUAUAGGUGGAUGGAUGUUGAUUAUUAGUGCCAAAUCGGUGUGGAUGCUGUUCUUGGGCAGAUUUGUCACAGGGUUUGCCAUAGGAUCGUUCUCGGUGAUUGCCCCUGUGUAUAUUGGUGAGAUCGCCAGUCCCGGGAUUAGAGGCGCCCUGGGCACGUGCUUUCAAAUGAUGGUUGUUUUUGGGAUCUUUGUGAUGUUCGUCGUAGGUGCUUACGUGUCUUGGAAGUCUUUAGCCAUCUUCAGUGUGGGUACAACCCUGGUGCUCAUUUUAGUGGUGUACAGCCUUCAAGAUUCACCCACUUCGUACAUGAUGCGGAGUCGCCCGGAUUUGGCCCGCAAGGCCCUCGUUUGGCUUCGAAAUUCUGCAGAUAUCGAAGAAGAGAUAUAUGCUAUUCAAAAGUCCGUUCAUGACAUGAGACAAAAUGGAAAUGGACGGAUCCGAAUGUUUAAUAUCUUCUUCAUCAAGGACCCCACGGUCAGAAAGCCUUUGUUCUUGUGCAUGUUCCUCGCGAUGAGUCAACAAUUGUCCGGCAUCAAUGCUGUGAUGACUUUCACUGUCAGUAUCUUCCAAAGUUCGGGCGCUUCCGUCGAUCCGAACACGGCCACCAUCAUCAUUGGCGGCAUUCAAUUGGUCUCGACAUUACUCAGCUCAUUUACUGUCAAUCGGGUCGGCCGUAAAACUACUUUGAUUGUUACUUUGGCCAUCAUGGCCUUGUCAUUGAUCAGCUUUGGUACGUUCUUCUACCUUAACCAGAAUCGUAUCUCAACAUCCGUGAAUCUUGGUUGGCUUCCUUUGCUCUCUUUGGGGUUGUUCAUCAUAUCGUUCAGUUUCGGCCCGGGGCCAUUGGUAUGGCUCAUGCUGGGCGAGCUAUUAUCACCCAAGAUCGUGGGCGUGGCUGGUGGUGUGGCCUCCAUCACUACUUGGGGUUUAGCCUUUUCAGUUACCCUUGGGUUUCCGUUUAUGGUGAAAUACCUGGGGGACUUUGGAACCUACUGGCUAUUCUCUGUAUUUUGCAUCGUCAGUGUCCUUGUCGUGAUCCGAUAUUUGCCUGAAACCCGCAACAAAACCCUCCGAGAGAUCCAAGACUCCUUCACGAAAUAAAAAAGGACCGCUUUUCAGACAUGGUCAUGUUGUGCGAAUAUUUUAUAUAUUAUCUGUGAUAUGCUAGAGUGAUUUGUUACGUUUAAUAAAAAUUUCUUCAAAAGCCUGCAA
Molecule: messenger RNA, 1733 nt
Organism: Tigriopus californicus
Lineage: Eukaryota; Metazoa; Arthropoda; Copepoda; Harpacticoida; Harpacticidae
Product: facilitated trehalose transporter Tret1-like
Exons: 1
Coding region: 117-1622 (501 amino acids)
Biological process (GO): carbohydrate transport; transmembrane transport
Cellular component (GO): membrane
Molecular function (GO): sugar transmembrane transporter activity
Source: RefSeq, a predicted model, not a curated record